AUGAUUUUUGAUCUCUAACCACCAUCUCCAUCUCUCUCUCCCAACUCCAGAGUUCGAUACUAUUAGGAAUAGUUAGAUAAAGCACAUGAAAUUAUAGAUCAAUUAGAAAUUUUACUCUAAGAAAAAGAACUACAAAAAUAAUAAGAUCACCCCUCUUCUAGUUAUGUUCCAAUCCCUCCUCUCCAAUUCCAUUCUAAGUCUCCUAGUGUCAUGAGUGAAAGAUCCAAAAGCUAUGUGGCCACUCCUCAACAGUAUUCUACCCCAAGGGAUCUCAGGAAUCGCAUGUCCAUGGGCAAUUAGAACUCAAUCAAAUAUAUUGAGGAAAUGAAAACAAGGCACACCGAACUCGUCUUAUAAUUCAAAGAGGACAAUAGCCAAAGAGAAAUGAAGAAUAAAGAAAUCAAUGAUCAUAUCUAAGAACUAAAAACAGAAUUAAUAUAUUGUUAGGAAAAACAAACAAUGACUCAAAAAGAAAAAAAACAAUCUUAGCAAUAAUUGGAAAUCCUACAAAAUGAGAUUGAAAACAUUUAAUCUUAAUUGCAAAAAUCUAGACAACAAGGAUUACAAUUAUUACAAAAACUUUAACAAUAUAAAUAAGAUACCCAAGAAAUUGACAUCGAAUAAGAAUAAGAAAUCACUUACCGAAAUCCAUAAAAAAAUCCAAUACUUGAAACUCCUGAUCCAUCAAAAAAACGAAAAUUUAAAAAUUCUACUAGUCACAAAAAACUAAUGUAAACCCUAUAGCAAUAAAUUGAAUUACUUGAAGCUUAAAAAAAGCAUUACUAUAAUAACUCUGUUUCAAACUUCUAAGAAAAAGAAAUUGAAACCAGUCGGAUUAUUGAUGAGAUUAUUGAGCCUAAAUAAAAUCAAAGGAUCGACACUUUAGAUGAUGUAAGAGUAGUCACUGAUUCUGGUUUUAAAUUUAACACAUAAGUUGAUCAUGAAAAUGAAUCAGUUCGGUCAUUUAAAAUUAAGAAAUAGAAACCAAGAAGUUGUGAAUCAUGUAACAUAUUCUGA
This is a messenger RNA of Paramecium tetraurelia, 1017 nucleotides long. RefSeq lists its product as uncharacterized. Lineage: Eukaryota; Ciliophora; Oligohymenophorea; Peniculida; Parameciidae. The record is from RefSeq and is a predicted model, not a curated record. The transcript is spliced from 2 exons.